UUUACUGAUAGGCGAAUAGGUCUAUAUAAUUGCAUAUGACCCCGACGAAAUAGAUUGUUUCGAAGUGGUUUAACAAGUUUUAUCUGCUUAGUUAAAAAAUUAUUGAGUUGGUUGCGAGGUUUGCGAUUGCCGGUGAAAGCGCGACGUUACGUGAUUAACAAAGCCGGUGUGUACCACGACCACGUAGUACUUACAACACAGACAUGAGCCAGCUAUACGUGAGCGCGGAACAUGUCCUGCAAGGUGGCUACCACCAUGCCACACUGCGAAGGCUGCAGGAGCCUAACACUACAAUAGAACCCCAUAAUAUUAUGUACCCAGUGUUUUUGCUAGAAGACGACAAUGCUAAACAAGAAGUGGCCAGCAUGCCAAAUGUAUAUAGAUAUGGUAUCAACGAGCUGAUCCCAGUGUUAAAAGAUUUGGUGGCGAAAGGACUCAAAUCCAUACUUAUAUUUGGAAUCAUUGAAACUUUGCCCAAGGACCCGACCGGCUCGCACGCGGACUCGGCGCAGAACCCUGUGAUCCGAGCGCUGCCGAGGCUCCGCGCGGAGCUGCCGUCGCUGCUGCUGGCGUGCGACGUGUGCCUCUGCCCGUACACCUCGCACGGACACUGCGGCCUGCUGACCGACUCCGGCGCAAUCGACCAUGCUGCAUCUGUUAAAAGGAUCGCGGAGGUCGCACUCGCUUAUGCAUUGGCUGGUGCUCAAAUCGUGGCGCCCUCGGACAUGAUGGAUAAUAGAAUAAAGGCUAUCAAGGAGGCCUUGGUCUCUGUCAAGUUGCAAAACCAG
Messenger RNA from Manduca sexta (tobacco hornworm), 788 nucleotides. RefSeq names its product delta-aminolevulinic acid dehydratase. Lineage: Eukaryota; Metazoa; Arthropoda; Insecta; Lepidoptera; Sphingidae. Gene Ontology annotation, biological process: heme biosynthetic process. The transcript has 4 exons. Gene Ontology annotation, cellular component: cytosol. The record is from RefSeq and is a predicted model, not a curated record. The annotation marks the transcript as partial. Gene Ontology annotation, molecular function: zinc ion binding; porphobilinogen synthase activity.